AUGGCACGAGAGGGCACACGAUCUGCUACUGGCAGCUCCACACCGCGCGUCUUCCAGCAGGUUGACACGGCCCCUACUAUCAAGAGGAAGCCUGCGACCAAGAAGGCCGGCGCGAAGCCCACGGGUGUCACCAAGAAGACUGCUGCCCCUAAGAAGGAGAGCAGUGUUGUCAAGAAGGUCAAGGCUGCUGUCAAGAAGACCGAGGCCAAGGUCAAGAAGGCCACCACCAAGAAGACCGACACAAAGACAAAAGCCCCCAAGACCAAGAAGGCCGCCGUUGCCAAAUAG
Molecule: messenger RNA, 288 nt
Organism: Diaporthe citri
Lineage: Eukaryota; Fungi; Ascomycota; Sordariomycetes; Diaporthales; Diaporthaceae
Exons: 3
Coding region: 1-288 (95 amino acids)
Source: RefSeq, a predicted model, not a curated record